Messenger RNA from Penicillium lagena, 1251 nucleotides. RefSeq names its product tyrosinase family protein. The coding region runs from base 1 to 1251 and encodes 416 amino acids. Lineage: Eukaryota; Fungi; Ascomycota; Eurotiomycetes; Eurotiales; Aspergillaceae. Gene Ontology annotation, molecular function: oxidoreductase activity. The transcript is spliced from 2 exons. The record is from RefSeq and is a predicted model, not a curated record.
AUGGUUGCCAUUGUGCUUCUAAUUCUGGGAGUUCUGGCAUCUCAGAUCCCCGGCGUGCCAGCAUCCGCCCAUAAACAUGGUCGUAAUGCUCACCACCGUCCUCCGCCCUCCCCGGCAACACCCACUGCUGCGUCCACGGAGACAGCAGCCGCAGCAGCUCAGCUAGAUCGUCUGUCACAGGUUGCUCUUCAAAACGCAAUUGAGAAAUUUGAGGAAGAGCUGAUAAGCCCAGAUGGCUGCAAUGCGCUAAAUCUGCGAGUGCGGCGUGACUGGAGGGACUUCUCUUACCGGGAUAAGAGGGAGUAUAUCGAUUCCGUGCUCUGUUUACAAAGGCUGCCGGCGCGGACUCCGUCGAAGCUGGCUCCGGGGGCGAAGACUCGCUUCGAUGACUUUGUGGUAACCCACAUCAACAAGACUAUGGAAAUCCAUUACACUGGUACAUUCUUGGCCUGGCACCGAUAUUUCGUCCAUGGAUUUGAAACCGCUCUUCGCGAUGAAUGCGGUUAUACUGGCGACUAUCCGUAUUGGGACUGGGGCGCUGAUACUCACGACAUGUCCAAGUCGCCCGUCUUCGAUGGAAGCGAGACGUCCAUGUCUGGCAACGGCGUCCACAUCCGCGACGCGAAAGAUAUCCAACUGAAAAUGGGUAACAUCGCUCCCAUAUCUCUGCCAGCUGGCACGGGGGGAGGAUGCGUCCAUAAUGGACCAUUCAAGGACUACACGGUAAACCUGGGCCCGGGGCCUCUGGAGCUAUGUGGUGGAAACGUGAGCAAAGUAGCUCACCCGAUGGACUACAACCCACGCUGUUUCAGGCGCGACCUGACCACGGAGAUCCUGCAACAAUACGCCAAUUACACGUCCAUCGUGUCACUGAUCAUCAAUAACAACAACAUCUGGGACUUUCAAAUGGCCAUGCAAGGAAUACCAGGCAGUGGAACCAUCGGCGUCCAUGGGGGCGGCCACUAUGCGAUGGGCGGUGAUCCCGGCCGCGACGUCUUCAUGAGCCCCGGUGACCCGGCCUUCUGGCUUCAUCACGGCAUGAUCGACCGCGUGUGGUGGAUCUGGCAGAACCUGGACUUGGAGACGCGUCAGAAUGCUAUCGCGGGUACUGGCACAUUUUUAAAUCAGCCGCCUUCGCCGAACACCACCCUUGCCACUGUGAUUGACCUGGGUUGGGCGAACCUUGGACCUAUUGCUAUGAAGGAUCUUAUGAGUGCCAGUGAUGGGCCUUUCUGCUAUGUGUAUAGAUGA